AUGCCACCCCUCGCCAAGGGCAAAUCCAGACCCCUUCGCGACCCCGCACUCGAGCGCACAGCUGCCGCCAUUGCCGCAGAGCGCACACCCCUCCUGCACAACGGGGUGGACUCGGAGUCUUCUUCCACCUACUCGGCAGAGUACACCGUCGACACUCCCGCAACAGGACACUCACAUCGACGUACACGGCGCUUUGCAGUGCUUGCUGUGGCCGGAUCCCUCAUUCUGGGGUUGGCCAUAUUCAUAACACUCAUCCUCGUGGCCUCGUUGAUUCCCGAUAAGACAGACCAGGCCCACCUCCAGUCGGCGUUCAAGUACAUCGACCCGCAGGUCGACAUUCUCAACGUUAAAGACGACGGCGUGCAUGUCAACGUCACGUUCCAUGGAGCAGUCGAUGUCAACGUUGCCCUGAGACUGGACGACAGCAAGGAUGCUUCAUGGUGGCAAACCCUGCGUCGGGGAACGGCGCACGCAGUCCUCGGUGUGCUACCAACACAGGCCGUCCACGUCAACGUCCCCGAGGUGCUCCUCUAUGCGGCCACAGGAGCCAGCGUUGGUCUUGACAACCUGCCCCUUUUGAACGUGUCUCUCCCCGGCCAGGUCGUCGUCCCACUCACCCACGGCGAGCUUUUACCGCUCUCGAUCGAGGCGGUGGGUACACCCGUGGCACCGGUCGGUAAGCUGUGGACAUGGGGACAACACGUGUGGGCAAACGGGACACUCGAUGUUGUGAUCAGCGUGCGCGAGGCCCAGGCAUCUGUCCCCGGCGCAUGGUGGAGCCAAUGGGCGACAGUCACUCAACGCGACCUGUCGGUCCCUCUGCAAAUGCCAGUGCCUGCCGUACCCAAUUUCCCCCCACCCGGCCGGCCUCUCAACCUCACGCGACUGGUGACACUUCACGAGUACGCCUUGUCCAACAACGCGGGCGGUAUCAAGAUUGCAGCCACCGCUUCUGUCCCCAACCCAUCUCUCCGUUCCGUCCCGUUUGCCCUUCCGUUUGCAAUCCUCGUCGAGGGGACGACCAUGGCCCAGGUAGUCGCCCGUGCGUCGCGAGUGACUACCAGCACUAUUGAAAUCCAGCUCAGCGGAGACGUGUCCACGCUGGCCAACAGCGAGCCCCUCAACAACUUGCUCCAACACUACCUCCGGGGCGAAGGUAGUCCCAUCACCGUACGCGGCCAUGGUGCGAUGCCACAUGGUUACGAACACUCCGACAUCCCGCCCCCAUGGGUCCUGAAGACGCUCCCCUCUCUCUCCGUUGACCUCGAGUUCCCUGGUCCUAACCCCAAACCCGAGAUUGUGAAACAAGUCACCAUCGAGGGAAUGAAGAUUGGUGAAGCCAACGGCCAGAUGAUCGCCAGCGGGACCGUGGUCGCCGACGUGGAGUUGCCACGCGGGUUGGAGCAGAUUCAUAUCAACGUCACCGCCAUCAAACCAGACGUCAUGGUAUCGGAUGGUGUUGAAGAUGACCAAGGGGGCGACGAGUACGACCCCGAGAACCCCCCGCCAAAGGCAUUUGGCCGCAUCUCACCCGACGUCUUUCUCAACUCUACGACUGAGCCCGGUACGGACCCCAACCGACCAGACAUUCUCAUCGUUAGAGCACCUUUUACGGACUUGGCACUCGAUGUGCUCCCCGGGCGCGACGGCAUCUUGCGCGGCUUUGUUAGCAAAGUCGUGUUCAAGGGCGGUGCCAUGGCGGGCAUAGGUGGGGUGGCUGACAUUGAGGCCGAUCUGUUCAGUGGUGGUUUGCUCCAAGUCGGCGGCCUGCCUGUGCAUGGCGAGUUCUGGGUUAAGCGCUGA
Molecule: messenger RNA, 1803 nt
Organism: Apiotrichum porosum
Lineage: Eukaryota; Fungi; Basidiomycota; Tremellomycetes; Trichosporonales; Trichosporonaceae
Exons: 2
Coding region: 1-1803 (600 amino acids)
Source: RefSeq, a predicted model, not a curated record